AUGACUACUCCCCAAUUCUGGUCGACUCCUCUCCGGUACCUGCGCUGGGCCUCGCAUGAGAAGCCAGCUAUCUUCUACUCCUUGGUCGUUGGAGCGACAGGUCCUCUCAUGCUGGUCACCCUUCCCCCCAUCAGACGGUUCUUCGGUGAUGUUGACCCGGAACCUAUUCCAUUGACCUAUCCCCUUCCCCAGGGACCACGGAACAGCCCGCAAGGCUACGAUGACGAAUAG
Molecule: messenger RNA, 231 nt
Organism: Aspergillus udagawae
Lineage: Eukaryota; Fungi; Ascomycota; Eurotiomycetes; Eurotiales; Aspergillaceae
Product: NADH:ubiquinone oxidoreductase subunit NDUFA3
Exons: 2
Coding region: 1-231 (76 amino acids)
Source: RefSeq, a predicted model, not a curated record